Molecule: messenger RNA, 935 nt
Organism: Mangifera indica (mango)
Lineage: Eukaryota; Viridiplantae; Streptophyta; Magnoliopsida; Sapindales; Anacardiaceae
Product: RING-H2 finger protein ATL68-like
Exons: 1
Coding region: 137-736 (199 amino acids)
Biological process (GO): protein ubiquitination
Molecular function (GO): transferase activity
Source: RefSeq, a predicted model, not a curated record
AUCAUAAAUAUUAGCCUCUGUUUCCAGACCUAUUAUUAAAUGCUGCGGCUGCAAAGCCCACCCACCUCCCACAAAAAACACUCCCCUAAUCUUUUCACCAGUCCCUCUCUGUAAAUGGAGCCUCCAUCACCUUCAAAUGUCCUCUCCAACUUCUUCUUCACCACCCAAUUAUCUAACAAAUCUUGGACUCGGCUAUUCCAUUGCCAUUGCUCUUGGUUUCUUUGUCCUACUUUCUACCAUUUUUCUUGCUUCUUACAUCUGUUGCCGUUAUUCUCGGCAUCGUAAUUCUAACCCUCAAAGCAAUAAUCCAAAUACCACCCACAACAACCCUAACUCUGAUGGAAUCAUUCUCCCUCGUGUAUUUUUCGUCGCUGAAGAUGAUGACGACCAAGACCAAAACCAAGAUGAUAAUGAUAACUUAGUUGUUGGGUUAGGCCAAUCUGUCAUCAACUCAUAUCCCAAGUUUCAGUUCACGAAAGAUAAUAUUUCCGGCGGUGGUUUUGAUAGUAAUAAUACGACUUGUUCAAUCUGUCUUUGUGAGUACAAAGAUUAUGAGAUGUUAAGAAUGAUGCCCGAGUGUCGACACUUUUUUCAUCUCGGUUGCGUUGAUGCUUGGCUAAAGCUUAAUGGGUCGUGUCCCGUUUGUAGAAACUCACCGUUGCCGACCCCGCUUUCUACGCCGUUACAAGAGGUGGUGCCGUUGGCUCAAUACGCCGCGGAUCGCAGGAGGAGUUGAUAUGGGUUUCGUUUGGUUGGUGUGUUUGGGCGUGGCUUGGAUGAUUGUUAAAAAUCUGAUUUUGUUUUAUUUUUUUCAAAAGGAGCUGGUAAUAUUGGUUAGAUAUUUAGAGUAAAAAGGAAAUGACUGAUCUGAUUGAUGCUUUUAUGUUCGACAGAAUUGAUAAUCAACUGAGUAAAAUUUAUCAUCUGAUUUUUUA